AUGAAGGUCGAAUCCGUGAAGGUGGAAGGGUACACCACCCUACCCGUCCAGCUCCCAACAACCCCCCUCUUCCCCAAACCCGCAACACACUACCUCUACAUGCGACCACACGAGCCCCGAAUCCCAGACCCAGAUUCCACCCGCUCCCUCUUCAUCGUGAAUGUCCCAAUCGACACAACAGAAGCCCACCUCCGCCACCUCUUCGGCACACAACUUGCCGCAGGCCGCGUAGAAAAAGUCCAAUUCGAAGAUGUGCAGACCAAAAAGCGCGCAGCGGCAACAACCACAGAAACCAACCUAACCCAAUCCAAAAAGAAGCGCAAGCGCGUAACCGCCGAUGACUUCGAACGCUACCUUGACGACAUCACCCUCCCCUCAACCUGGGACCGCAAACUGCAAAAGAGCGGCGCCCACGCAGUCGUCAUCUUCGCCGACAAGCCCAGCAUGGAAUCCAGUCUGAAAGCCGCCACCAAGGCCGCCAAGCGCGGCACCACCAUCGUCUGGGGUGACAGCCUGCCAACAGACCGUAUCCCCGUCCUCGGACUGAACCGGUACAUCGCGCACGAGCGCAUGCAGUACCCCGAUCGCGGGACGUUGCUGCGGGCGGUGAAUGAGUUCAUGACUACGUUCACUCAGGUAUCUGAGGCGCGCAAGCGCGAGGAUCACAAGCGUCUUGCUGUGCCGGAUGAGGAUGGAUUCGUUACUGUUUCGCAUGGACCGAAGUUGAAUUCUGUGGCGAGGGAGGAGGAGAUGAGGGAGCUUGUUGAGAAGCAGAAGAAGAAGAAUGAGGGACUUGAGGACUUUUAUCGGUUCCAGUCUCGGGAGAAGAGGAAGGAGAGACAGAACCAGUUGCUUAGGCGCUUUGAUGAGGAUAAGAAGAAGUUGGCGGAGAUUAAGGCUCGGAAGGGGAAGAUUCGACCUGAGUAA
Molecule: messenger RNA, 927 nt
Organism: Penicillium crustosum
Lineage: Eukaryota; Fungi; Ascomycota; Eurotiomycetes; Eurotiales; Aspergillaceae
Product: putative ribosomal small subunit assembly protein
Exons: 2
Coding region: 1-927 (308 amino acids)
Biological process (GO): ribosomal small subunit assembly; rRNA processing
Cellular component (GO): CURI complex; UTP-C complex
Molecular function (GO): nucleic acid binding
Source: RefSeq, a predicted model, not a curated record